This is a messenger RNA of Haliotis rufescens (red abalone), 564 nucleotides long. RefSeq lists its product as uncharacterized. Lineage: Eukaryota; Metazoa; Mollusca; Gastropoda; Lepetellida; Haliotidae. Bases 43 to 465 code for a protein of 140 amino acids. The record is from RefSeq and is a predicted model, not a curated record. The transcript has 6 exons.
UCUCAUCCCUGGUCUUACAGCUGGAUAUUCUGAAUCUCAACCAUGGAAUCUGUCUUGUCUCUCGUUCUACUGUGCGCAUGCGCUUUUGUAUGUUCCGGUGCUGUGUACAACCAGUACCCAUCCUACGGGCAGCAAUACAGGGGCCAGUACGUCCCUAACAACUACCAGAACAACCAUUACCCUGCUGAUGUGUGGGGAGGACACUCUCAGGGACAUUAUAAAAGAUACCGACGAUCUGUGCCGUCCCAUGGCAAUGGAUAUCCGAGUUACAGACAGACCUACCCGUCUAAUGGCUACCCUACCUAUCCCUCACACCAACCUUCCUACCCAUCAAAACACAUCCCGUCCUACCCUGACCACGUGAACACCUACCCUGGACAUCAAGACAGUUACCAACAAGGUCACCGACAGAACCAGUGGGGAUCACAGACGCACAACCAGAAACAUGGCGCUUACCAUGGAUGAAGAUAAUACGGAUAUGGCAUCCAUGACAUCCAGGCUUGAAAUCCUCACUACAUAAUCUGCAAUGUACAAGUCUUUCAAAUAAAUAACGUCAAAUUAUAA